Messenger RNA from Erinaceus europaeus (western European hedgehog), 1147 nucleotides. RefSeq names its product cytochrome c oxidase subunit 6A1, mitochondrial-like. NCBI's taxonomy places the organism in Eukaryota, Metazoa, Chordata, Mammalia, Eulipotyphla, Erinaceidae. Gene Ontology annotation, cellular component: mitochondrial inner membrane. The transcript has a single exon. The record is from RefSeq and is a predicted model, not a curated record. Gene Ontology annotation, molecular function: enzyme regulator activity. The coding region runs from base 234 to 668 and encodes 144 amino acids. Gene Ontology annotation, biological process: mitochondrial electron transport, cytochrome c to oxygen.
CUCCUUCUCUCUUUUAUGGCCAUCCCUAAUCUGUUCCUUAUUCUUUUUCAAGUAGGUUGUGUAAGUGGAAUCAUACAUCAUAUUAUCUUUUGAGAUUAGCAUUUGUCAUUCAAGAUUUCGUAAAGAUUCCUCUAAGUUGUUAGAUGUUGCUGAAUAAUGUUCUGUAGACUGGAUGCAGUCUACAGUUUAGGUGUUCAACUACUGGAGAGCAGAAGGGUUAUUUCCAGUUUUGAAUGGGAGAAAAAGCUGUGAAGGACAUUUGUUUCUGUUUGAACAUACAUUUUAAUGUUUGUAGACGUGCUCAAAAAGUACAAUUGUACUUUUCUGCUUCCGCUUCCAUCCCUGCCGAGGUCCUGGUCAAAGAUGGCAGCGCGGGGCUGUGUCCUGGCUUUCCAGGCUGCUGUGUCAGUCCUGGCACUGUGGGGGCGGCCUAUGUCGAGUGGCUCGCAUGUGAUGCCCUCACCCUCUUCAUGGCGCUCCCCGGGGUGGGAGUGAGCUUGCUGACCGUCUUCCUGAAGGCGCAGCACGGAGAGCACGAGAGACCCGAGUUCAUCCCCUACCCUCAUCUCCGCAUCAGGUCCAAGCCCUUACCCUGGGGAGAUGGUAACCACGGUCUAUUCCAUAACCCUCAUGUGAAUCCGCUGCCAACCGACUAUGAAGACGAAUAAAGAGAAUCUGGACCCCACAGCACUAGUUUGGACCAUUACUCUGCAUGCGGACCAAAAAAGUGUACGGGACCUUAGCUCACCUUUUUUAACUUGUAUUAGUCUUUAACCAGGAUACUGAUCUUCCGUCCAUGCUUAUGGCAGGAGAUGGCUUAAAUAAAUAACUCAGAUUGGUUAAAAAUAAAAAAUACAAUUGUGUGGUAAAUGCUGUGUUCAGUUAAGAAACUGCUGAUCUAUUGUCUAGAGUGAUUGCAUUCUUUUAAAUUCUGACUAGGAAUGCCUGUCUGCUAGAUUCUGUAUAUCCUCAUCCACAUUUGGCAUUGACAUCUUUAUUAAUUUUAGUCAUUCACACAGCUACCUAUUGAGACCUCAUUGUGGUUUCAACAUUUCCGCAGUUGCUGAUGAUGUUGAAACUCUUCUCCGAAGCUUAUUUUAUCUAUAUCAUCUUUGAUGAAAUGUGUGUUCAUGUCUUUUGCCCAUUU